AGAGAUGGAAGGAGAUCAAGUCUCUUCCACUCUCUUUUAAUUUAUAUUCUUUUAAUUUGAAAGGAUUAUGAUGGAAGCCGGAAAGUUCCCUCGCUUGGAAACCUGGAUGAAGAACUUCAAGGAAGAUCCUGUAAUCAAAGAAAACCUCCCCGAAUUCAAGGAUAUGUUACCAGCCAUGAAAAGUCGGAGGGAGGCCUAUCUGGCAUCCAAGUGAUCAUAAUAUCGUGCUGAACCUUACUAUAUCUUAAUUUCAAUCUAAGAUCGUCUGUAUGAAAAUGUAGGUGUUUGGUAUGAAUAAAAAAAUCUUAUAUAU
Messenger RNA from Rubroshorea leprosula, 313 nucleotides. NCBI's taxonomy places the organism in Eukaryota, Viridiplantae, Streptophyta, Magnoliopsida, Malvales, Dipterocarpaceae. The record is from the annotation of a GenBank genome assembly.